Messenger RNA from Pseudophryne corroboree (corroboree frog), 2604 nucleotides. It is a transcript of the gene TMEM117, whose product is annotated as transmembrane protein 117. Gene Ontology annotation, biological process: intrinsic apoptotic signaling pathway in response to endoplasmic reticulum stress. The record is from RefSeq and is a predicted model, not a curated record. Lineage: Eukaryota; Metazoa; Chordata; Amphibia; Anura; Myobatrachidae. The coding region runs from base 327 to 1895 and encodes 522 amino acids. The transcript is spliced from 8 exons.
CCGCAUGACGUCAUAUAUGUGACAAUCUGAGGAUUUGCUACUGUAUCACCGCAAACAAUGUAGCGUAGUGUCGGCCCGCGAUCUCCGCACUGCCUGGGCUCCAGACUGCAGUCAGUGAAAUCAGAUCGGUCUCCCCGAAAGGACACGACCUGCUGCCGCCUGUGUAGGGCACAUUACACAGCAGCACAUCUCCCAGCAUGACUGGCUGAAUGGUGGAGCAGCACCGGCGGCAGCUGAGGGAGGGCGUGGGCUGCUGGAUGUCUGUCUGCAUGGCUAUUUCUGGAAGCUGCUGAUGCCCUGGAAGCUCCCUCGGAGGAGAAAGAUUCAUGAAUACAGAGAGCUGGGUUUGGUCUGGCUGGAUAUUCCUCCAGAAUAUUACAAGGAUGGGUAAAGACUUCCGCUAUUAUUUCCAGCACCCAUGGUCACGUAUAGUUAUCGCUUACUUGGUGACAUUCUUUAAUUUUUUAAUAUUUGCCGAGGAUCCUGUUUCUCAUAGCCAGACAGAAGCCAAUGUCAUAGUUGUUGGAAACUGUUUUUCUUUUAUAAUGACUAAAUACCCGGGAGGAGCUUGGAACUUUUUGAAAGUCAUCCUUUGGCUUGUUGCCAUCGUAGUGGGACUUGUGGCUGGGAAGUUCCUGUUUCACCGACGUUUGUUUGGUCACUUACUACGGCUGAAGGUGUUUAGGGAUGAUCAUGGUUCAUGGAUGACCAUGUUUUUUAGCACAAUACUUUUCCUCUUCAUCUUCUCCCAUAUCUACAAUCUUUGUCUUCUUAUAGCAGGAAACAUGAGUCCAUACAUUAUAACUGAAUACAUGGGCAUCAGGAAUGAAAGUUUUAUGAAGGUUGCAGCAGUUGGCACAUGGAUGGGGGACUUUGUCACAGCCUGGAUGGUUACUGACAUGAUGCUUCAGGACAAGCAGUACCCAGAUUGGGGUAAAUCUGCACGUGCCUUCUGGAGAAGGGGAAAUAUUCGGAUAAUCUUGUUCUGGACUGUUUUGUUCAGCCUGACCUCUGUGGCGGUUGUAAUCAUUACUACUGACUGGAUAAGCUGGGACAAGCUAAAUCGUGGAUUUUUGCCCAGUGAUGAGGUCUCAAGAGCUUUUUUGGCUUCAUUUAUUUUGGUGUUUGACCUUCUUAUCGUUAUGCAGGAUUGGGAAUUUCCUCAUUUUAUGGGUGAUGUUGACGUCAAUCUGCCUGGUUUACCUACUGCUCACAUGCAGUUCAAGCUGCCACACUUUCAACGAAUAUUUAAAGAAGAGUACCAUAUACAUAUUACCGGUAAAUGGUUUAACUAUGGAAUUAUCUUUCUUGUGUUGAUCCUUGAUCUUAACAUGUGGAAGAAUCAAAUCUUUUACAAGCCAUCUGCUUAUGGCCAGUAUUUAGGCCCAGGGAAGAAGAUAUAUACAGUGGAAGAUACUGAGAGUUUACAGAAUCUAAAUCAGACCACUUUAUCCUGGGAGUGGAGGUCCAACAACACAGACCCAUAUACUAAUAGAAGCUACGUUGAUGGAGACAUGUUCUUACACAGCAGGUUUAUUGGAGCAAGCCUGAAUGUGAAAUGUUUGGCGUUCAUUCCAAGUCUUAUGGCCUUUGUGUUAUUUGGUUUCUUUAUAUCAUUCUUUGGGCGAUUUCAGAAAAGUGAACAAGGUAUGGAGAAUAAAGAUAAAUCGUAUAAACGCAUCAACAGAAAAUCUCCUUCUGAGCACAGCAAGGAGAUGGGAAUGACCAUAGAGAACCUUCAAGCUGUUGUAGAGGAACCCUUGUGUCUACAUGAUCCAACACUUACAUCGACAAGGACAAAGGAAAGUGAAAUUGUGUGUUACUCUCCUACUGCCUCAGAACAUCUUGCACAACCUAUUUCAGAUAUUGUUGCAUAUGAGGAUCCAGUGAAUUAACCAUACUACAAGCAACCAUGGCAAUAAUGUAUAAUUCUAAGUUGUUAGAUUUAACUUUUAUAAUGUUCAUGUGAAUAAUGGGACUGAUACAAAGUUGAAUGCAGGUCCGUUAGCAAAACGUAAUUUGCGCCUUUUUCAGUGCGUAUGGACUACUGGCUAUGAUAAGUCUUACACAGUCCAGUAACAUUCCCAUUACUGCCUUAAGGGCCAUUAUGGGUUGUAAUGGGGUGUUUGGGCAUAGGCAAAGUUAAUAUUGACAGAAUUGUUGCAUAUGUCUAAAUGUUCAAGUUUGCAGACAUAUCUUUUGUGCUAAAGUUAUGGCUGGGGCAACUGUAACUGAGGCUGUAUACAUACUGUGGCACAGCAAAAAUAUCAUUAAUUGCGGGUUAUUGCAUCGCCAGGGGCUAUUCAAUUAAUCCCGAUAAACCGGUGUGUGCCGCGGGUUAUCAGGGAUUUAUUUUACCUGCCUUAGGCAGGCGAAGCAAAAUCCCAGAAAACAGCCCUGUUUUUGUCAGAAAAUGUACUUUUUUUUUCGGGUGACCUUAUUAGAUAGCCCCUCAAAAAAUCGAAGAAACAUCUGAGUUUUUUGCUCCCAAUGUUACUUCGCGGGUAAUUGAAUACCGGCCUUAGUCACACACAGAUAUACAAGUGUCACAUGUCAAAUAAAUCCGCAUAGUCUCCUGGGGUGUGGUAUUGAAAGUCGACAGUA